Trichechus manatus latirostris (Florida manatee) is the source of this 2004-nucleotide messenger RNA. RefSeq names its product arylsulfatase L. Lineage: Eukaryota; Metazoa; Chordata; Mammalia; Sirenia; Trichechidae. The transcript is spliced from 10 exons. The record is from RefSeq and is a predicted model, not a curated record. Bases 1 to 1758 code for a protein of 585 amino acids. Gene Ontology annotation, molecular function: arylsulfatase activity.
AUGUUGGAUCGGGAACAUUCUUGGAAUUGGCUGUCGGUGGCACUCUGCAUUCUCCUGGCUUUGAAGCCCUCUGGUUGUAAAGAUUUAUCUGGUUCCCGGCCCAACAUCCUUCUCCUGAUGGCAGAUGACCUCGGCAUUGGAGACAUUGGCUGUUAUGGCAACAACACCAUCAGGACUCCAAAUAUUGACCGCCUUGCAGAGGACGGGGUGAAACUCACCCAGCACAUCGCUGCCGCGCCCGUGUGCACCCCAAGCCGAGCUGCUUUCCUGACGGGCAGGUACCCGCUCCGGUCAGGGAUGGUUUCCAGUGGUGGCAACCGAGUUCUUCAGUGGGCAGCAGUAUCUGGAGGCCUUCCCAAGAGUGAGACCACUUUUGCAAAAAUAUUAAAAGAUGAAGAUUACACCACUGGACUGAUAGGAAAAUGGCACCUGGGCCUCAAUUGUGAAUCUUCCAGUGAUCACUGCCACCACCCUCUCAACCAUGGAUUCGACCACUUCUACGGGAUGCCUUUCUCCAUGAUGGGAGACUGUUUGUACUGGGACAUCUCCGAGAAACGCGCAGGCCUGGAGCGCAAACUCAACCUCUGCGCCCAGAUCCUGGCCUUGGCUAUACUCACGCUGGCCACCGGGAAGCUCACUGGCUUGGUGUCGGUGCCAUGGAUGCCGGUCGUCUGGUCAGCCAUGGUGGCUGUCCUGCUCUGCACCAUCUCACACUUCACGGGCACGCUGAUUGUUCACGCGGACUGUUUCCUCAUGAGAAACCACUCCAUCACGGAGCAGCCCAUGCUCUUCCAGAGAACCACGUCUCUCAUCCUCAAGGAGGCUGCGUCGUUUAUCAAAAGAAACAAGCGCGGCCCUUUCCUGCUCUUUGUUUCCUUCCUACACGUCCAUGUUCCCCUUAUUACCACCGAGAAGUCCCUGGGAAAGAGCCUCCACGGGCUGUACGGGGACAACGUAGAGGACAUGGACUGGAUGGUGGGACAGAUCCUGGAUACUUUGAAUGAGGAAGGUUUGACCAACAGUACCCUCGUUUAUUUUACAUCAGAUCAUGGUGGAUCCUUAGAGUCCCAACUCGGAAAUCACCAGUAUGGUGGCUGGAAUGGAAUAUAUAAAGGAGGCAAAGGCAUGGGGGGCUGGGAAGGGGGCAUCCGCGUCCCCGGAAUCUUCCGGUGGCCUGGGGUGCUGCCCGCCGGCCGGGUGAUCGAUGAGCCCACCAGUCUGAUGGAUGUUUUCCCCACGGUGGUCCAGCUGGGAGGCGGCCAGGUGCCCCAGGACAGAGUGACCGAUGGCUGGGACCUGACACCCCUGCUGCUUGGGGCCACCAUACACUCGGGCCACGAGUUCCUGAUGCAUUACUGCGAGGGGUUCCUGCACGCGGCCCGGUGGCACCAGAGGAGCACAGGCACCAUCUGGAAAGUCCACUUCGUGACCCCCAAGUUCCACCCAGAGGGCGCCGGCGCCUGCUACGGCAGAGGGGUCUGCCCGUGCUCAGGGGCGGGGGUUGUCCACCAUGACCCACCUGUGCUCUUCAAUCUCUCCCGGGACCCUUCCGAGGCCCACCCCCUCACGCCGGCCACGGAGCCCUUGUUCCACCAGGUUGUGGAGAGGGUGGCCCAAGCCGUGGAGGAGCACCAGCGGACGCUCACCCCAUCUUCCUUGCAACUGGACGCACUAAACAACAUCUGGAGACCCUGGCUCCAGCCGUGCUGUGAUGUCUUCCCCUUGUGCUGGUGUGAUCGGGAAGACCACCAACAGUAACUAUGUGCCAGCAAAACCAGGGUUCCUGUGGUGGGCCUCAUUGCUGGGAUUCCGUUAGGGAUUGAAUUGUGCACCUCUAAAAGUUGUGCAGAAAUCCUAAUCCCUGUACCUGUGCACCCAUGACGACCCCACCUGUGUCAUAGUAGAGCUGUGCUCCAUAGGGCUUUCAAGGCUGUGACCUUUUGGAAGCAGAUUGCCAGGCCUUUCUUCCAAGGCACCUCUAGGUGGGUUCGAACUGCCAACCUU